CCUCACGGCAACGUCACCAGUUCAAAUAUCUUUAUUGGUCCCUUUAAAGAGGCCUAUCUUGGAAGCCCUCUUGUAGCUAUACAUGAAGAUGCUGAUGCCUUCUCAAGUGAAGAUGAUGCAUCUACGAAAUAUUCAGCCACAGAUUCUUCUAACUGUUAUAGUAUCAGUAAAAAGAAUAAAGGAUCGCCAAUCAGUGAUAGGUCAAGAACAGAGUCACCCAGAGUGUCUCUUGCCUUAGAAGAGCUGAAUUUAGAUGACCUGAUUAAAGGGGAUUUGGUCGGACCAGAUUCUUCCACUUUCCAACAAUCUGAAAGGUUACAACAUACUUCUUCCUCUUUGCACCACCUUCCUACUACUCAAACUUGCAGCCCAAAACCCUGUGAACCUUUUCAGGAAUUGUUGAUUACACAUCCAGUGUUCGGCCCUUCUUACUCCACCCCUCCUAAACGUAAUGAGGCAUGUUCAUUUAGCCUUUUUGCCGACCUGCCCUUCGAGCCUCCUGAUUUGGAUUCUGAGUCAUCCUGUUCCUUAUCACCCGAAGGCCCCAAUUUUGACAAGAACGUAAAUAUAUUCACAUCACUUUUUCUCAAUUACUGA
Protopolystoma xenopodis is the source of this 597-nucleotide messenger RNA. Lineage: Eukaryota; Metazoa; Platyhelminthes; Monogenea; Polystomatidea; Polystomatidae. The record is from the annotation of a GenBank genome assembly.